AUGGACAGAUCUAUGAGUAUCGUGAAUCCUUCCGUGAUGAACUCAACGACACGUAGCAGCGACCAUGGACCACAACUACAAUCAUUGCAAUUUCAAUUCCCUUCUUCUUCUGCCACAGAACUUUUCGAAAGUCGUUCUAGAAGUCUUCCUGUCGGCUCGCCAAACGGGCAAUUUCCCAUUCUGGAGCCACAUCUUGAUCAGCCCCAAAGUUACAACCUUCCAGCAAACAACGCACAACAGCUGAACUUCCUAGACAGGACUUCUCGGACAAUUGCAGAUUCAUUGAACACAGCAAAUGUCGCUCCUACAUCUAUUGGUUCACCUGCCCACAAUCCAAUGCCUGAUAGCGUGAUUGAAUUCCCAGAUCUCCAGUUCGACAACGAAUCCUUCUUGGAAGAUGUCUUACUCUGUCAGUUUGCUUACAAUCCGUCUGGCCUCACUGUACCCUCUUCUCCGGCCGCAGAAACAAGGUUCUUGAUAAAUCUCCCAGAUUGUACAGACAACAUAGUCCAGCUGGACGCUAGUGAACUACCGAAAGAUGCAGGCAGCCUGGAUACAGGUCAGAAAUUCAAUGUCAAUCCAAAUUGUGCCUUUCAGAUCACGGCAAACGAGCUUAAGCUAUUUCAUGCCAAAUUGAUCAUUGUCGAUGCAGAUGCUAAUCUGGACAACUUCAAGAAACCUAGCCUUUCCCGUACUUUACGAUGUAUGAUCGCCUAUUUUCGACAUUUUGACCCUCACGCCCCUUUCAUCCACUAUGCCUCUUUCAAUGUUUCAACAGAGCAUCCUGCGCUAGUCUUGAUUAUGCUAGCGAUAGGUGCAGUGCAUUUGUCUGAGAAUGAGUUUGCCCGAUCGGCUUAUGAAGCGUCUUGCCUGUUGCUCGCCCAGUACGAAAAGCAAAACCUCGGAAAUUACAACUCGUCAUUCAAUCUCUGGGAAGCGCAGGCAGCGCUCCUCUGUGCACAAUAUGGUGUCACCAGUGGCAACCGUGAUCUAUUCUAUCAGGCGCAGAAACAUCUCUUCACAACACACAUGAUGAUGGGUAGGAUAAUCGAAGCGAACCGAGCGCUUCGUGUUCAGGCUGGGGACAGUUGGGACACGUGGGUUUUCCUGGAAAGCUGUACACGUAUCGUGUGUUGGAUGUUCGUCGUCUCAGCAACAUGCUUCAGUCUUGAUCCCCUUACGUUGACAGUUCUACCACCAAUGCCUGAGCCGAUAUCCUGCCCCAGCGACGAGACGAUCUGGCACGCGACGUCUGAAACAGAGUGGAAGGCCGCUUAUCGAAUUGGCUUCAACCAUAACUCAGUGGACCUGUGGUCCCUUGCAAAAGCAUUGCACCGUGGCCAAUUUCCCGAAAUUUGCGGUAGAAUCAGCGCAUUCACGCUUUUAGCAUUUAUUAGUGGACAACUCUGUACUAUCUGCACCAGAGAACGAUUGAGAAUAGAUAUACAUGAAUCAUCUGAUUCCUCCUAUAUCUUCAAGGGUGAGCAAGCAUUAUCAAUAUGGGAGGGUUUGUGGCGAAAACAUCCGCGUGCCGAACAAAGCCUGACCAGACUUGACGACCCACUACUCAAUGACUGCUUGUCUAUGCUCUGCUCCGCAUACUACCACCUUUACGUCGGCGACGAGCUUGUUGUCCUGAGGAGGAUUGCAGAAAACCCCGACUGUGGUCUUGAAGUACCACAUUGCAAAGACUAUGGUAGAAGUUUGAAGGUCAUAAAAUAUGCAGCAAACUCUUGGCUUGUACGAGCCAAGAUUGGCGUCAGAUACUUGAGGAAGACUAGAGGGCUUGAGUUUGGGCCUCAAGCUCUCGCUGCAGUCUAUGAAAGCGCGUGGUGGCUACACCUGUAUGGGGACAGCGUGUUGGAUCCUUCCAGCUCAACUUAUGCCAGUAAGGACGAUCGUGCACUCGCAGUGGCCGUAGCGAAGAUUUUCAGUGGCAUCAUGAACGAACUUGAUGAACAAGGUACAUUUCAUCGUCCACAUAGUAGUGCCUGCUUGGAUGCCAUUGAAUUCUACACAUAUCUCUGUCGGGACUGGGUCUGGGAAUGUUCGUCAGUCAUCGAGUCGCGACUGCGGACCUUUGCUGUCCAUCUCCAGAAUCGCCGAAACGCAAAUCCUUGA
Exophiala aquamarina CBS 119918 is the source of this 2121-nucleotide messenger RNA. RefSeq lists its product as uncharacterized. Lineage: Eukaryota; Fungi; Ascomycota; Eurotiomycetes; Chaetothyriales; Herpotrichiellaceae. Gene Ontology annotation, cellular component: chromatin. Gene Ontology annotation, biological process: DNA-templated transcription; regulation of transcription by RNA polymerase II. The coding region runs from base 1 to 2121 and encodes 706 amino acids. The record is from RefSeq and is a predicted model, not a curated record. Gene Ontology annotation, molecular function: zinc ion binding; RNA polymerase II cis-regulatory region sequence-specific DNA binding; DNA-binding transcription factor activity, RNA polymerase II-specific. The transcript has 6 exons.